Epithele typhae is the source of this 3969-nucleotide messenger RNA. Its product is annotated as calcium-translocating P-type ATPase. NCBI's taxonomy places the organism in Eukaryota, Fungi, Basidiomycota, Agaricomycetes, Polyporales, Epitheliaceae. The transcript has 8 exons. Gene Ontology annotation, biological process: intracellular calcium ion homeostasis; calcium ion transmembrane transport. Bases 1 to 3969 code for a protein of 1322 amino acids. Gene Ontology annotation, cellular component: intracellular membrane-bounded organelle; membrane. The record is from RefSeq and is a predicted model, not a curated record. Gene Ontology annotation, molecular function: P-type calcium transporter activity; ATP binding; ATP hydrolysis activity.
AUGGGCUCCCUCCACCUCUUAAGUCCGCACCACGCCUACCACCGCCGCAAGGGCAGCGUCGCCAGCACCGCCGAUGGCAGCACCGAGGGCACCGAGCCCGACUCGCACAACAUCCACCUCCAGCCGCUCACCCCGCAGCACACCGGCGGCGAGGGCAGCACCAUCGCCUCGCCCACGCACACCCACUACGACGGCGCGUCCGUCGCGGGCGACAAGGUCCGCGGCAAGGCCGACCACGGGAAGGGUGCCGAGAACGGCGACGGGGAAGAGCAGGAGGAGGAGGCGCGGCCCGUCCUCGAUCUCGCGCAGGACGAGCACAUCGACGCGGGCGUGUUCCCCUUCAAGCCGUACAAACUGGCGUCGCUUGUCGACCCGAAGAACCUCGUCCUCCUGAAGGAGAUGGGCGGUGCGCGGGGGCUCCUCAAGGGGCUCGGAUCGCACGCGACGCGCGGUCUCGGCAAGGAGGCGUUGCGGGUUGCGGAGCCGGACGCGUCUGGCUCACAGGAUACGGGGGCCAAGGCGGCGCAGCGUCACGACCGGCAGGACUCCACCGCAAGCGAUGUCCCCAAGCUCGUGCUCACCGGCCCAGGCGUUGACCAGUGUGACGGGGUCUCGAUCGGCGAAGGCGCAUCGGUGCUUGAGUCCGACGAUGAGACCGGUCCAACGUACUCUGCCAACCUGGACGAGCGCCGACGAGUCUUCGGCGCGAAUGUCCUCCCGACCCGCAAAUCCAAAUCCCUUUGGGAGCUGAUGUGGCUUGCGCUCAAGGACAAAGUCCUGGUGUUGCUCUCCAUCGCCGCUGUGGUCUCGCUAGCGCUAGGUUUGUUCCAGGACUUCGGUACUCCGAGACCGGACGGCGAACCCCCUGUGGAUUGGGUCGAGGGUGUGGCCAUCAUGGUUGCUAUUCUCAUCGUCGUCAUGGUUGGUUCCAUCAAUGACUGGCAGAAGGAACGGCAGUUCCAAGUUCUUAACGAGAAGAAGGAGGAACGUGGUGUCAAGAUUAUCCGUGACGGUGUUGAGAAGGUCAUCGACAUCAAGGAGGUCGUCGUUGGCGAUAUUGCUCUCGUGGAACCCGGCGAAAUUAUCCCCUGCGACGGAAUCUUCCUCUCUGGUCACAACGUCAAGUGCGACGAGUCCGGUGCCACCGGCGAGUCGGACGCGAUCAAGAAAGUCUCGUACGACGACUGCCUGAAAGAGGUGGAAGGAUCCGAAGGAGGUGAAUUGAAGCACACUGACUGCUUCAUGAUUUCUGGGAGCAAGGUACUCGAGGGUUACGGCAGUUACGUGGUCAUUGCGGUCGGGACCCGUUCCUUCAACGGGCGUAUCAUGAUGGCUCUCCGCGGCGAUACGGACAACACGCCUCUCCAGCUCAAACUGAACAACCUGGCAGAGCUCAUUGCCAAGCUGGGCAGCGCCGCUGGUCUCGUCCUCUUCAUCUCGCUCAUGAUCCGCUUCUUCGUCCAACUCGGCACCGGGAAUCCCGCGCGCACUCCGAGUCAAUGGGGCAUUGCGUUCGUCCAGAUUCUCAUUAUCGCAGUCACGUUGAUCGUCGUGGCCGUGCCAGAAGGCUUGCCGCUUGCGGUGACGCUCGCCCUCGCGUUCGCCACGAAGCGCAUGACGAAGGAAAAUUUGCUGGUCCGAGUCCUUGGCUCUUGCGAGACGAUGGCGAAUGCGUCCGUCGUCUGUACGGACAAGACAGGCACCCUUACCCAAAACGUCAUGACUGUCGUCGCCGGCUCCAUUGGGAUCCACUGCAAAUUUGUCCGUCACCUCGAGCAGAACCAGGCACGCACCAACGCCGACGAAGAGCCGGGGGUCAAGACCACUGAUGCCCAGCGUCACUCGCAAGACUUCUCUAUCGACCAGGAGAGCCUGAAGGACACCCUCUCGCCUGCGCUCCAGAAGCUCUUCAACGACGCGGUUGCCAUGAAUUCCACGGCGUUCGAGGACACCGACCCCGAAUCGGGCGAGAAGAUCUUCGUGGGAAGCAAGACGGAAACGGCGCUUCUCCAGUUCGCCAAGGAAAACGGAUGGGCGGAUUACAAGGCGACCCGUGACUCCGCUACCGUUGAACAGAUGUUCCCCUUCUCUUCGGAUCGCAAGGCUAUGGGCGUCGUCGUUCGCAUGCCGGAUUCCAAGUACCGCGUGUACCUGAAGGGCGCCAGCGAGAUCCUCACCCGCCGCUGUACCCGCCACGUUGUCGUCAAGCGCGAGUCCCAGGACACUGAGGUUCAGACCGUUCCGAUUGACGAUCUCAGCCGCGACAACAUCCAACGGACCAUCAUCUUCUACGCCAACCAGACUCUCCGGACCAUCGCCGUCUGCUACCGCGAGUUCGAGCAGUGGCCGCCGCAAGGGGCACACGUGGAGGACGGCGAGGUCGCCUACGACGACGUGUCGUCUGACUUGACGCUCAUCGCCAUCACCGGUAUCGAGGACCCUCUGCGUCCCGGUGUCCGUGAGGCCGUGGCCGAUUGCCACAAGGCCGGUGUCACCGUCAAGAUGUGCACUGGCGACAACGUUCUCACCGCUCGCUCCAUCGCGCUGCAGUGUGGUAUAUACACCGCGGGCGGCAUCAUCAUGGAGGGUCCCAUCUUCCGUCAGCUGGACAAGCAAGAUCUUCUAGAGGUCGUGCCCCGCCUCCAGGUCCUCGCACGUUCGUCCCCUGAAGACAAGAAGCUCCUCGUUGACACACUCCGGGAACUCGAUGAGAUCGUCGGCGUCACCGGCGAUGGCACGAACGACGGACCGGCCCUCAAGCACGCCGACGUCGGCUUCUCAAUGGGCAUAGCUGGCACGGAAGUCGCGAAGGAGGCGUCCGACAUCAUCCUCAUGGACGACAACUUCGCGUCUAUAGUUAAAGCCAUCAUGUGGGGUCGCUGCGUCAACGAUGCCGUCCGGAAGUUCCUCCAGUUCCAGAUCUCGACGAACAUCACCGCUGUGAUCAUCACCUUCGUGUCUGCUGUCGCGUCCGUCCAGGAGGAGUCCGUUCUCUCGGCGGUGCAGCUGCUCUGGAUCAACAUCAUCAUGGACACCUUCGCCGCUCUCGCUCUCGCCACCGACCCCGCCACGCCUGCGCUGCUCGACCGCAAGCCCGACAAGAAGACGGCACCGCUGUUCUCUGUCGACAUGUACAAGCAGAUCUUCGGCCAGUCGGCGUACCAGACGACCAUCACACUCGUCUUCCACUUCUUGGGCAACAAGAUCCUCGGUUUCCACCACUCCGACAUUUCGUCAGUCCAGAAGAACCAAGACGCGAUCGUCCAGACGCUUGCUUUCAACUUCUUCGUGUUCGCCCAGAUCUUCAACUCCAUUAACUCGAGGCGUCUGGACAACAAGCUCAACAUCUUCGCCGGUAUCACCAAGAACUAUUACUUCAUGGGCAUUACUCUUCUUGAAAUUGCUGUUCAAAUCCUUAUUGUUUUCGUCGGUGGAGCCGCUUUCCAGGUCACCCGUAUCGGUGGCCGCGAGUGGGGCAUCUCCAUUGCCCUCGGUUUCGUUUCGAUCCCGCUCGGUGCUCUCAUCCGCUGCCUGCCCAACGGCCCCAUCGAGAGGUUUUUCAUCAAGGUGCGGCUCCUGCCAAACCCGGAGGUCAUCCCCACUACGCGCAAAGACGCGGAAUGGAAUUCGGCCAUUCAGCUCGUCCGCGACAACCUCUCCACCUUCUCACACGUACGCGGCGGACGCAUGCGGUCUUCGUCGUACGUGGGUAAGAGCCGCAAUGUGCGCCUCGCGCCCGAGUCUCGCGUUGCUCUCCCCUCAAUCAUGACCAUGGUCCCUUCGCUGAUUGCCUCGUCAAUCGGCGCUGGAUGGGCCCCGCAAUCACCUAGCGGCCUGUCGCACCCGGCGAGUUUUGACCCGUCACGGUCGUCGGCGGCCCUCUGGGAAGGAAAGAUUCAGAUUCAUCCAGACACCAAAGCCGAUGACCCGGUUAUGCAUCGGUGGGGGACCGUCGCGAAAUCGACUUAG